Messenger RNA from Aedes albopictus (Asian tiger mosquito), 3257 nucleotides. RefSeq names its product zinc finger protein 615-like. The record is from RefSeq and is a predicted model, not a curated record. The coding region runs from base 129 to 2012 and encodes 627 amino acids. Gene Ontology annotation, cellular component: nucleus. The transcript has 9 exons. Lineage: Eukaryota; Metazoa; Arthropoda; Insecta; Diptera; Culicidae. Gene Ontology annotation, molecular function: zinc ion binding; DNA-binding transcription factor activity, RNA polymerase II-specific. Gene Ontology annotation, biological process: regulation of transcription by RNA polymerase II.
UAUUUUACCGCAGUAUUUGUAAACAAGUAAACAGCUGUUCUAAUUUUACCAUUUUUUUGCCUUUAGCAUAAUUUUCUGAAUAAAUCGUCCUUUUUUGAUCAUUUUGUGACUAAAUCAAGUACAAACAAAUGGAUAUUGUCGUAGAAGGAUCGAUAGAUUCCCGCCCGGUUUGUCGACUGUGUUUGGGCGAAGAGGACAUCCUCGAUCAGCUGGGAGAUCUCCAUCGGUGGAUUUCGGAUUAUAUUUCCAUUGUGAUUCACCCGAACGACCAUUUAAGUCACUCGAUUUGCGUGAAUUGUCGAGCACGAUUGGAGGAAUUCCGAGACUAUCAGCAGCGCUGCGUAAAAAUGCAAAACGUUAUGCAGAGCGAAAGUUCCGUGAUGGUGCGGAAUGUAGACACAAAAUCUACUCUGGAGCAGAUGGGAUCAGAAGAAGCAAUAAAACAAGAACCAGGUUUACAGGACCACUCACUUCAGACUUGUCGGCUUUGUUCAAGCAGGGAAUGUGUCGACGAUGUGUUCAACUACGGAGACCUACAUCGGUGGAUAUCGGAUUACUUGUCGAUUGAGAUAUCCAAUGAAGACAGCACAAAUCGGUUUUGCUGUGCCAUCUGCAAGAUUCGAUUGGAAGAAUUUCGGAACUUUCACCUGCGAUGCCUAGAGGUUCAAACACAACUGCUGAAUAGCGAGGUCACUGUCGUGAAGGUAGGACCGGCAGAAAAUACUGCGGAGGAUUUUGAAAGUUCACAGAUUGUAGAAGAAACUCAUGGUGAACAGUCGAUCCAGUGCAAAGUAUGCCAUAAGGUGAUAAAAGGCACGAAGCGUCUUAAGGACAAGCUAACGAAUCACAUGGUGAUGCAUGGCCCGAAGAAAUACGCGUGCAGCAUUUGUGAGAAAGCAUUCGCGAGGAGUUUUCACUUAAAAGAUCACAUGAAAGUACACAACAAAAUUGACAAAGGACCAGUCGAGUGUGGAGUGUGCCAUAAAAUGUUCAAAAAUAUGAGUACAUUGCGAGUACAUAACAAGUAUCAUGGGCCGAAGAAACACGUGUGUCACAUUUGCGGCAUAGCAUUCGCAGUACGUCAAAGUUUGAGGAAUCAUUUGCAGACUCACAAUAGUAUAGAGACAAUUGAGCGGCAUUCUGAUCAUCCAUUGAGGUGUGAUGUAUGUUUCAAAUUAUUAAAAAAUCAAAUAUCGCUUCGUUACCAUAAGAAAAACCAUGAACCAAAAAGUCAAGUGUGCUCCAUUUGCAGCGCUGCCUUCAUCCGGGGUCGAGAUUUAAAAGAUCAUUUGGCAACUCACAGUUCUUCGAACGGAAUGGAAGACGGCGAAAGCCAUAUAGUUCUUCCUUUCAAAUGUAACAUAUGUCCUAAAGCUUAUAAAAGAACUACGAGUCUCCUACAACAUAUGAAGCUUCACGAACCGGAUAAAUAUUCGUGCUCCCUGUGCAACAAACAGUUUGCCGUAAAGCGACGGUUAAAUGUCCAUAUGAGAACUCAUAAAAAGCGCAGUUUACAAUCUGAAGAGAUGGAUGAGGCAGAUAUGGAUAAACUUCUUUCUGGUGAUCCAUACGAAUGUGAAUUGUGCCCAAAAAUAUAUCAUUUUCAACACGAUUUGUUAAGACAUAUGAGGAACGUACAUAAAUUCAAAAAACAUACUACGUUGGGAUUGGAGAAUGAUCAGCGUUCACCGUUGGACAAACGGAAAUCUGACGACAUAGUAGACGCCGUAUAUUCAUUCAAGUGUACCGUAUGUCGCAAGGUUUACAAGAAAAAGGCUCUACUAGUGAAGCACAUCAAAAAGAUUCGUGCCAAAAUCGCUUUCAAGUGUUCCGUUUGCAGUGAGCGAUUUUAUUCACGCGAUUUGCUUGAAAAGCAUUUCAAAGAUGCCAUACAUGCUGAGGGGAGUACACCACAGGACACUGGAAACAAUGCCGAAAGUUCAAUGGAUUCAAAUGAUAUGUUUGAAGCAGAAGAGAUUAAAGUUGAAAUUCAAUCAGAUGAUGAUGAUUGAUGACCUUCCAGCAUACGUAGACAAGUAUUGCUGAAACCGUGCGCAAUAAAGGGUCUUAAUUUGGGUCCUGUCUGCCUCUAUAAUUAAUGUACCUAAGAUUCAAACCCGAGUUUUACUUUGUUUACUUAUUUGAGAAAAGUUUGCUUGUUUCUAUUUACCCCGCAAUAGGCCGAAUAGAAACAGCAUUAAACACAGUUAUUUUUAAAUUUCAAGAAAGAAAUAGCUACUACAAAAUUUAACCUUCUUCAUGCAUUAGCUAAACUUCACCCGCUGACGCAGUCCACGCUAAGCGUGCCUGUCUGGGUCAUAAUGACCUCAAUGCACGACUAGGGUUAAGACUGGUUUUCCCAAACUAAAAUAUCUCAGAAAAAAAAUCCGAAAAAAACUAAAAACUCGAUGAAACCCGUAAAAGCUUUGCCGUCUUUUGAUGGUACAAUAACUUAACCAAAAUACCUGAAGAGUCAACUUUAUCGAUUUUUGUUUAUCUCUUUAAUUAGGUCCACAUGUCUAGGAAUAUUCUAAGACGAGACGAGUUGAAUAUCAUAAAUGUAUGAUGAUGAACCUGGGCGUGUUAAUGGAAUAUGUAGGUAAAAAGAAAAUUGGGUUAAGUAUUGUUCCUUUCAAUUCCACUAAGAAUUUGCAUCCUUUGACAGAUACGUAUUUUCAUUGUUUCCGGAGGGUCUCCAAACGCACCAUUGCAUCGGGUUUGGUCAACAGGUCGGCGAGCAUCUCUUCUGACGGACAGUACUGCAAAUCGAUUUGACGGUGUUGGUGUAGAUCACGAACGAAGUAGAACAAGGGCGUAGCCAAGGGGGGGGGGGGGGGCAGGGGGGCAACCGAGCAACUAUAUUCUAACUUAAUCGAAAAACUUAGAUGAUCAGAGCUGUUUUUGACUAGUAAAAAUAAAAUUCUCCUGCAUCCUCGUAUUUUUUUUAAUGUAUGCAGGAAUUCCUUCGGAAAUUCUUGGAGGAAUAUCUUCGAAAAUUCCUGAGGGUAUUCCUUCGGAAAUACCUGGAGGAAUUCCUUUGGAAAUUCCUGAAAGAAUUCCAUCCAAAAUUCCUGGAGGAAUUCCUUCGCAAAUUCCUGGAAGAAUUCCAUCGGAAAUUCCUGAAGGAAUUCCUUCGGAAAUUCCUGAAGAAAUUCCUUCGGAAAUUCCUGAAGGAUUCCUUCGGAAAUUCCUGGAGGAAUUCCUUCGGAAAUUCCUUGGGCAGUUUCUUGGGAAAAUCUUGGAUGAAUACCUUCGGA